Molecule: messenger RNA, 1808 nt
Organism: Quercus robur (English oak)
Lineage: Eukaryota; Viridiplantae; Streptophyta; Magnoliopsida; Fagales; Fagaceae
Product: probable mediator of RNA polymerase II transcription subunit 26c
Exons: 8
Coding region: 485-1639 (384 amino acids)
Cellular component (GO): nucleus
Source: RefSeq, a predicted model, not a curated record
UCACCCAUCAAAAAGCUAAAGUAAACCCCAACCCCCCAUCAUUCACUCUCUCUCUCCCUUUCAUUCUGUCCGUCCAUCUCUCAAACCCAGCUUCUUCUGUGACACCCAUAGAGAAUUUUAGAAAAACUAAAACCAAUAGCCAAACCAAAACCAAAACAAUGACCGAUUCAUAGGUCAACCUAAAAAAAAAAAGAAGCAAAAGAAAACACAUUCACACAAAAACAAAACACAAUCUUCAAACACUUUCAUUUGUGGAAUAUACCCCAAUUUGUCCCCAACACACAAAAAACCCUUUCACACCUCCAAAAAAAAAAAAAAAAAAAAAAUCUAUCAAUCAAUCUCGUUGAAGCUCCAGAACCCAGUUCAGCUCUUCCUUACACAAACCUAGAUCUAUGUUCUCUAUCCUCAAUACGAUAUCGUUUCGUUUCAGAUCCAGUUUAUAAAUUUUAAAAAAAAAAGAGAAAAAAAAAAAAAAAGAAAAACAAUGGAUAUAGAUGAUUUCAGAACGAUUCUAGAGAGUUCAGGUGUGGAUGUGUGGACGUUUAUAGAGACGGCGAUUUCGGUGGCGUCUAUGGAUUAUGGUAGCGAGUUGAAGCAACGGAGAGAUGGGAUCGUUGAGAGGCUCUACGCUGCGACGGCGUCGUUUCAGUCUCGCUGUCAGAAUUGCGAUGAAGAUGACGGUGAUAACGGUAACGCCGUUAAUCUCAAUCGGAGACAACAGAAUAGUAAUAGUAUUGGUAAUGAAGCGAAGACGACGACGGAGACAGAGACGACGGCGGCGGCGGCGGCGGUGAGAGAUGACGACGGCAGCGAGGAUUUGGAUCCGUAUUGUGGUUUGUUCGAAGAUCAGCAAAAGAGGAUUCUCGAAAUUAAAGAACAUCUCGAAGAUCCUCAACAGACUGAGGAAUCGUUGGUUGAAUUGCUUCAAACUCUAGCUGAUAUGGAUAUUACAUUCCAAGAGCUAAAGGAGACUGAUAUAGGGAGGCAUGUGAAUCGAUUGAGAAAGAAUUCAUCGAAUGAUGUGAGGAGAUUGGUGAAGCUGCUAGUCAGGAAGUGGAAGGAUAUUGUGGAUGAAUGGGUGAAGUUGAAUCAACCUGGGGAACACACUUCCUCUGCUUUAAUGGCUGAUGGAGACUCACCUCAGCAGAAAGUUACUCAAAAUGGUUAUCACCAGGUUCCUGAUUUUGCAUACUCUCCAAAUCCACACAAUGGGAGUUCUGGGUCAGAUAAGUAUAAUUCAGAAUCUGAGCCAAAGCCGAAAGUGAUUCCUCGGAAAGAAGCUCCUCCUGCUAGAGCAGCACCUGUAUCUGCCUCAGCACAUCAAAAUAGACAAAGAGAACAACAAAAGGAUGUUGACUCUGAAAAACUGGCUUCAGCAAGAAAAAGGCUUCAAGAGAAUUACAAGGAAGCUGAAAAUGGUUCACUUAUUUUCUUUUCUGCUUCUACUCUAAUUUUACUGGAUUCAUCAAUUUGGGCUUAUGCUGAAGCUGUUUGUGUUUGUGUGUUUUACUUUGGUGAAGCCAAAAGGCAAAGAACGAUUCAGGUGAUGGACAUCCAUGAGAUCCCAAAACCCAAGAAUGCCUUCUUUGGAAAGAACAAAGGUGGUAGUGGUGGCGGUUCUCACGGGAGGCACUGGUGACUGAAUACGGCAAAUCAUACAUACUAAAGGGUACAUGAUGGAGGCCGGAAAGGCCAAAACCGGUUGUGCCUCUUACAUUGUUUUUUGGAGUUAAGAAAACGAAAACAAUAACACUUUUUUUUUGUUAAUUUACUUAAUAACAAAAAUUAAAAUGACUUAUUUGGGAAUA